This is a messenger RNA of Closterium sp. NIES-67, 993 nucleotides long. Lineage: Eukaryota; Viridiplantae; Streptophyta; Zygnematophyceae; Desmidiales; Closteriaceae. The record is from the annotation of a GenBank genome assembly.
CUUUCGCCACAUCACUUGACACGAUGCAUUGCCACGUCAGAGCCACUGUGGCUCCGUCUGCAUUCUCCUUGCGGACGGGUUUUCUCGAGUCCCGACGGCUUGACACGUGUAAAAAUCGACGAUCGACAAUCCCCAUUGUACAUGUCCGGCGCGCGGUCGAUGAUAGGAGAGUAGUCGCCGUGAAACUGACACGCCAGUGCGGCUCGGCAGGGAAUAAUAAAGCCAAGGCGACACACCUGGUUCCCUCCGCCGAGCUCAGCCGAUUAGCGUUUUCCGGCUCGCUUUUGCCGUCUUCGGCGCCGCAAUUGUCGCCGUCAGGAGCGCGGAGGAGACACGUGGCAGCUCAAGCGGGGCUGGACGACACGUACUGGAUCUCCGUGCUGCAGGCCGUGGGCGUGGCUCUAGCCACAGGCGGCGUGGGAGUGGUGGUGGGGCUGCUGCUGCGACUGAAGAUAUGGGAGGACGCCAAGAGGGAGGUGGCUCGCUUGGAGGCGGAGGGACGACUGGAGGAGGAGGUAGCAGUGGUGUUGCAGCAGCUGGAGAAGCAGGAGGGCAAGGAGGGGAGGCGGCAGGUUCAGGCCGAACAGGUGCUCAAGACAUCAGUCGAUGGUGAUGGUGAUGGAGAUGGUGGUGUGGGGAGUGAGAGGAAGAAUGCUGCUGCUGCUGGUGCUGGAGGGGAGGAGUCUGGUGUAGCAGAAAGUGAAGAUGGAAGCGGCGGCAGCAGCAGCAAGGCUGCAGAAGCACCAAAGAGAAACCGGCCUGUUCGAGUGGAGUAGCAUGUGUUCGUGGCGUUGUGGUACAGUAGCCGUAGGUGUUGGGUUGGGUGUAGUGCAGUAGUCAUAAUGCGCUCAACAUCUGGUACUCAGAAUUUGAUUUCACACCAUUUUGUUCUUUGGUGUGUUGUGACCUAUACGGUUUUUCGUUAGCAGAUUUCACACUUGGCGAAAACAUUGCAUGCUCAGAAGAACGUUGUAGUAAAAUCACGCAGAUGGU